This is a messenger RNA of Chondrus crispus (carragheen), 857 nucleotides long. RefSeq names its product Phosphatidylcholine synthase. NCBI's taxonomy places the organism in Eukaryota, Rhodophyta, Florideophyceae, Gigartinales, Gigartinaceae. The transcript is spliced from 2 exons. Bases 1 to 651 code for a protein of 216 amino acids. The record is from RefSeq and is a predicted model, not a curated record.
AUGUACGCGCUUCUGUACGCGCUGUUCAAGCGCCAGGACUUUGCGCUCUUCGCCAAGCUCAACUGGCUCGCCAUCCUCAUCGACGCCACGGACGGCACCCUGGCCCGCGCCGUCGACAUCAAGAAGGUCGUCCCCACGUACGACGGCGCCUUGCUGGACAACAUCAUCGACUACCAGACCUUCGCCGUCCUCCCCGCGCUCGCCGUCAUUGUUUUCGAGAUCGUCCCGGGCUCCGCCCUCCAGUUUAUCGUCGCUGCCAUGGUCCUGCUCUCCGCCGCAUACCAGUUCUGCCAGACCACCGCGAAGACCACCGAGGCCUUCGUCGGCUUCCCGAGCUACUGGAACAUCGUCGUCUUCUACAUCUACUACCUCGAGUGCUCCAUGCCAGUAGCCGUCGCAGUUUUCACCGCGUGCGCCGUGCUCUCCUUUAUCCCCAUCCACUUUAUCUAUCCCACGCGCACUAUCGCCUUCUUCAACCUCAACAUCAUCGGCGCCGUCAUCUGGGCCACGCUCAUGCUAUUUCCCACCUUCUUCCCAAAGUCCCAGUACGCCCGCCCGGCCCUGUACGCCUCGUUCGUGUACGCCGCCUACUACCUCCUUGUCUCGCUCUACCUCGACAGCCUCAGGAGGAUUGAGGAGCGAAAAGCAUAGUGGCCGCGCGAGGGACGCCAGGCGUUGCAUAGUGGCCGCGAGCUGCGCCUUUGUCUUGUUUUUGCUUUAUACCUUUGAGAUCCUUCAUUUUGAAGUGGAGACGACAUCCGCUGUUUCGAUACUAGAUCACAAUGCUUGUACAUCUGCAAUUUCCCAGAAUGCAAAUAAAGACAGGCCCGUCACGCCGCCGCACGGCUUCCAGUUUU